ACCAGAGUGGACAGCUGGACGGCCUGGAGCUGAUGUCCAUGUUGACAGCAGCUCUGGCCCCUGGAACCGCUGACUCUCCCACCACCAACCCAGUGGUCCUGGUCGUGGACGAGGUGCUGGAGACGCAGGACCUGAAUGGGGACGGGCUCAUGACCCCAGCAGAGCUCGUCAACUUUCCCGGAGCGGCCCCGAGGCACUCGGAGCACCAAGAGCCCCCGGAGCCACAAGAUCUGGGGAGGCAGCCCCCGUUAGCCAAGAGCCCAUCAGGACAAGAAGCACAGGAGGCCCUGGGCCCCAGAGGAGAGGAGGGACAGGUGGAGGCCGGAAAGGAGCCCUUGGAGCCUGGACAGGAGGCUGGGGAAAAGGCCCCAGGCGCCGGAGGGGAGGCUGGGGCCCAGGCCGAGGCCAGGGACGCCGGAAAGGAAGCGGAGGAGCAACCAGGGGAAACAGUGGAGCCUAAGAACCCCCCAAGUGAGUUUGAGGUUCAUGCUAUUCAACUGGAGAACGACGAGAUAUAAGCCUCGAGGAUGCAGGUGUGUGCCGGGCAGUCUCAGCGCCAACAUGCGCUCCGAAGGGCGGGGGGUGUGUGGGGACAAGGACCACCUCUGGCCCCUCCUGGUCCCAGUAGGUGCAGCUCAUGGAGAUCCUAUGCCGAGGGGCAGCUUUAGGGCCCGGACAACCAAUAAAGAACUGAAUAAACUCAC
Molecule: messenger RNA, 704 nt
Organism: Myotis lucifugus (little brown bat)
Lineage: Eukaryota; Metazoa; Chordata; Mammalia; Chiroptera; Vespertilionidae
Gene: CGREF1
Product: cell growth regulator with EF-hand domain 1
Exons: 2
Coding region: 33-518 (161 amino acids)
Source: RefSeq, a predicted model, not a curated record